Molecule: messenger RNA, 1281 nt
Organism: Tuber aestivum (summer truffle)
Lineage: Eukaryota; Fungi; Ascomycota; Pezizomycetes; Pezizales; Tuberaceae
Source: the annotation of a GenBank genome assembly
CAACCCUCUCGACCUACUCGACGACGACGACGGUAACCUCCACCGUUAUCAUCUUUCUUCCUCCUUUUCAGCAAUUCCCGAAAUACCCAAUAUAUCGCACAAUAAAAGUUGAGAAAUAAGCAUGUUUGCUCGUACCGCUUUUGCCCGCACUUCCCUCCGCUUCUCUCCUGCUGCUUGCUCUCGCAGGGCUUACGCUUCGGCUCCGGCAAGUGGACCGAAAAGGUCUAAUGUGCUGGUGUACUCUGCAAUCGCGGCAAUUGCUGGUGGGGCAAUUGCUGGUGGGGCAGGGUAUUACUACUAUUCCACUGCCGGCGGCGAGGCUGUGUUGGGGCCACCAGAGGUCACUUUCAAGGGGGACGGAGAGUGGGUUGAUUUGCAGGUUUGUUGCCCGGUGUAUUCUUUUUCGAUAAAGGAUGGGGUAGAACAGGGAAAUCGGAAGAGGAGAUGCUAACGAAGGAAUGUAUUAGUUGGCAGAACUCGCCCUGGUAACUCAUAAUACGAUGAGGCUCCGAUUCAAACUCCCGAGUGAGAACCAUGUUAGUGGGUUGAAAGUCGCCUGUAGGUCCUACUUCCUUCCCCCAUCUGGGAUGGGAAAAUGCACCCAAGCCACUAACAGACAUGCUCCCCAAAGCCGCCGUCCUAACAAAGCAUCAGGCCCCCACCGACGAAAAACCCACAAUUAGACCCUACACUCCGGUAAACGACGAAGACGCCCGCGGCUACCUCGACCUCGUGGUGAAAAAAUACGACAACGGGCCAAUGAGCAGUCACAUAUUUUCAUUGAGCAGAGGUAGGUCCCUCUCCUUCAAAGGGCCCAUACCGAAAUACGAGUGGGCACCGAACAAGCACGAGCACAUCACGCUCAUCGCUGGUGGCACGGGGAUAACCCCCAUGUACCAACUUAUGCGCGCCAUCUUCCACAACCCGGAGGACAAGACCAAGGUGACCCUGGUAUUUGGCAAUCUCACUGAGAAGGACAUAUUGCUGAAAAGGGAGCUGGAGGAUUUGGAGAAUACGUACCCGCAGAGGUUUAGGGCUUUCUAUCUGGUGGACGAAGCGCCGAAGAAGCCGGGGAGGGCUACGCAGGGACGCGUGACGAAGGAGUUGCUCAAGAAGGUGCUGCCAGAGCCAGGCAGUGGGAAUAAUAAGAUCUUCGUGUGCGGGCCCCCUGGGAUGUAUAAGGCGAUUAGUGGCGUUAAGAAUAGCCCCUCGGAUCAGGGGGAAGUGGCGGGGCUGUUGAAGGAGUUGGGGUAUAAGAAGGAGGAGGUUUAUAAAUUUUAG